AUGCCAUCACAAACCCCAGCUCAGUCCGACGGGACCGACCUGAGGUCUUAUGGUCCGUACUCGGGAUGGAUAGACACUACCUACGAUGCUCUCCUUGUAUAUGAAGCCGCGUCCCGAGGUAUUAUUCCGCGGAUAACUCGCCGUCUCUCGGCGAACGAACGUGCACUCAUCGGGAGCGGCACAAUCUUCGUCUACGAUGAACGCGAAAGCGGAAUAAAGCGAUGGACCGAUGGAUAUACCUGGAGUCCGAGCAGAGCUCUCAACAAUUUCUUCCUUUACCGCGAAGUCCUGAGUCGUUCACCCAAUUCACCGACAAAAUCCAAAGCUUCCACACCAAAGGAUGAUUCUGGCCCAGAACCCAUCGACGAACAAUGCUGCUAUUCGGAUGAAGUGAGAAACUCUUUCGAACAGGAUAGAAUCCUCGAGAAGGCACUCGUUGGAAGCUUGCGAAGUAGCUAUCCUUUUAAAGUUGGAGGCCUGAUAAAGAAAACAAUUUCUUUCUGCGUCAAGGGUGUGGUUUCGCACCAUAUCGUUUCAUAUUACACGCUCGAAGACAUAAUCAACGGUCGCCUCAUCAGAGUGUCUGAUAUCCCAGAAGUCAGGCGCCUCCAGCCGUCGUCAAUCUACAUGGACAAUCUUGAUGUGCUCAACUUCCCUCCCAAGACGAUGAAGACGGAAGAGGGGGUCAUACGAUAUAUAGCCGAGGCAGACGACAUUGACAAAUCUCGUGCCGGAAGGCCGAAAGACCACCCUCAUAUUCGUGCAGAGGAGAGAGCCAGAGAGCAUAAUUUCGGUUUUGAGGGCGACCAGGAAGAUGCUUCCAGACUUCCUCCCCUUUUACCUACUCCUUAUCCGCGCUAUCACCCCUACUUUCGUCGCCAAUCCGACUCUUCUGCACCCUCCCCAGAGGAUGACGAACAAGGGUCGGAGGUCUCGCCGUAUUAUUAUUCUCGAGGAGCCGGUCCCUCGCGCAGACCCGGCGGUCAGGCGAAGGGUUACUCCAACUAUCCCUACCCGUAUGAUCCGUAUACUUAUCACCGCCAGUGGCAUCAACAAUAUGCUGCUCCAUACUAUGCACCAUAUCCGCCCGUUCCGUAUCCGUAUCCUUACCCCUAUCCACCAUAUUAUUCGGAUUCGCGUUACGGCCGCAAGGAGCACAUGCAGUCUAGGAGUCCUGGACGGUCGUCUGUCGAGAGGGUAGAGAGAGAUACACGGAGUGUUGCCGAGAAGGGCCUAGAACCUAAGCGCAAGCGAGGUGUUCCACUGGGGUCUGACUCGCCAACCACAGUUCACGCUGUCGAGAUAGCGAAUAUCUCGGAUGGCACGAGCAAUAACCUGUCUUCCUCUAUUGUCCGCCCUCCCAGGUCCAUGUCACCGUUGACGCCACCUGUUGUUGACGACGGCGUUUGA
Molecule: messenger RNA, 1410 nt
Organism: Dacryopinax primogenitus
Lineage: Eukaryota; Fungi; Basidiomycota; Dacrymycetes; Dacrymycetales; Dacrymycetaceae
Exons: 5
Coding region: 1-1410 (469 amino acids)
Molecular function (GO): DNA binding
Source: RefSeq, a predicted model, not a curated record